Messenger RNA from Mandrillus leucophaeus (drill), 1181 nucleotides. RefSeq names its product homeobox A4 (gene HOXA4). Gene Ontology annotation, cellular component: nucleus. The record is from RefSeq and is a predicted model, not a curated record. Gene Ontology annotation, molecular function: RNA polymerase II cis-regulatory region sequence-specific DNA binding; DNA-binding transcription factor activity, RNA polymerase II-specific. Gene Ontology annotation, biological process: anterior/posterior pattern specification; regulation of transcription by RNA polymerase II; embryonic skeletal system morphogenesis. The transcript has 2 exons. Bases 92 to 463 code for a protein of 123 amino acids. NCBI's taxonomy places the organism in Eukaryota, Metazoa, Chordata, Mammalia, Primates, Cercopithecidae.
GGCAGGGGGCAGCGCCCCCGCGUGCCCGCUGCUCUUGGCCGACAAGAGCCCGCUGGGCCUGAAGGGCAAGGAGCCCAUAGUGUACCCCUGGAUGAAGAAGAUCCAUGUCAGCGCCGUCAACCCCAGUUAUAACGGAGGGGAGCCUAAGCGCUCUCGAACCGCCUACACCCGGCAGCAGGUUUUGGAGCUGGAGAAGGAGUUCCACUUCAAUCGCUACCUGACCCGGCGGCGCCGCAUCGAGAUCGCCCACACGCUCUGCUUGUCCGAGCGCCAGGUCAAGAUCUGGUUUCAGAACCGGAGGAUGAAGUGGAAGAAAGACCACAAACUGCCCAACACCAAGAUGCGAUCCUCCAGUUCGGCCUCGGCCUCUGCCGGCCCACCAGGGAAAGCACAAACUGAGAGCCCGCACCUCCAUCCCCACCCCCACCCGAGCACCUCCACACAGGUUCCCUCCUCCAUAUAAUCUUCUAGAGACCUUGACCAGUUUCUAUCCCUUACUUGCUUUUCUCUUCUCUUCUCUUGCUCCUUUCCUCAUCCACCCCUCCCCAUCCGGACCGUAAUAGACACCAAAACAAACCCAAAUUGGUGAAAAGGAUAACCAAAAAGAAGACAUUAUCCGGGUAAGAGUGUGUACUGGUUGCCACCCAAGAGAGGACAGUUGUCCAGGAUGCUGGUUGGUGGAACAACCUGCUGGCCUGAAACAAGGCUGCCAGGUGUGGAUACCUGAGAAGGACUGCUUGGUAUCAAAUACUUUUGAGAUGGCUACAGUCAGCUAGCUGGACAGCCCAUGCUGACUGGGGACGUAUACUUGCAUCUUUGUUGAAAGCAGAAGAAAACAGACUCUUUCCCCACCUUCCUUACCUCCUCCUUCCCCAUUAAGGCAGCUUAUCCAAGCUUGUAUUGAACUGAAUAAAUGAGUAGACACUGUGGACCUCACAAGAUUAUUUAAUUCUUAAGAUGUGUAGACCUUGAUGGUAGGUGUGACAUGUUAGUUUUCCUUACUUGCAUUUAUUUAAGAUACUGUUACAGAGAUACUGUUGUCCCCUUCUGGGACACAGUCUUUGGGGAGAGGGGAGUGCAUUUAGACUUAUGUGGAACUGUACAAAUUGUGAUGUGGCUAUAUAGAAAGCCAUGUGCUAAGAAUAAACUCCAUUUAAAAAACAUUAAAAACCUAAGAUUCA